AUGGGAUUCUGUUAAACGGAAACCGCGCUGUAAGAGUACCGCGUUAUGGGAGGGCUGUCGCAAUUUCAGCUCCGCGUUAGAAACCGCGUUCUGAGAGUACCGCGUUAUAGGAGGGUUGACUGUAUUUGCUAAUCUUUGAAAAUUAAUUAUCGUUUCAAACAGCUGAUGAAGGAGAUAUGCAUUUAUUUUCCUCAAAAGUAUGAUAAAGGAACAGUGUUUUUUUUGACAUGGAUAUGUUAUGGCUGGGGGUCAGUCCGAAAGUUUAACAAGGAAAAUGUUACCACGGCCGUGCGUGUGUGCACUGUUUACCAAGGUUACGCGAGAACGAAUUGGUGGGCAGGUGUUUUUAAAGUCAAAAUAAGGGCUUAACCGCUUUUGACGCAUGUGACGCGACGCGAUUGACGCUUUUGACGCAUGUGACGUGACGCUUUUGACGCUUAUGACGCGACGCGAAUGAUUCUUAUGACGCGACGCGAUUGAUUCUUAUGACGCGUCGCGAUUGACAUCUGUGACGCGACACGAUUGACGCUUAUGACGCGACGCGAUUGAUUCUUGUGACGCUAAGCGUUAAAACGCGCGAAUAUAUUUCGUAUUUCAGUACCCAACGUCCAACUAGCCGUACUGAUUCCAAUGCUGUUGAAUAGUUGUAUUAGUAGCCGGUAGAUGAUGUUUGUGAGAGGGCGGUCGGUGGCGCCCUCAACGGCGGUCGGUGGAACGGCCCGAUUUCUCAUUCUGGCUUCGCCUUCAUCCGUGUCGCGUCGGACCCGCCGCCGCCUCGGGACUCACCGCCUCCAACUGUCAAAGAUCGGAAAACGGGCCGGAGCCGCCGCCCCAGACGCCCGCGCCCGCGCCCGCCACCCCCGGUAAAAGGCCGACCAGCCAAGACGGAGUGCACGGACGGUAACCUCCGGCUCUACAGGAAGCGGAAUCGCUACGUAUCGCGAGAUAUGCCUCUGGCCGGCCUCACCGACCCCGUCGACCCUUGGCACCAGAUUCAGCUCAAACAAGAACUGGAGGUAUGUCUUAAUGCCGAUGUAUGGGGAGGUUCUAGGGCGUCAAAUGGUGCCAAUAAAAAAAGGAGGGUCGACAAAUAUGCGCCAAGCAGCGAGGAAAUGAUUAUCGAACAGCCGCACAACCAGGAUGACAAGGUGUCGAGCUCAGGGAGUCUGGAACACGAAUACGAGCUAAAGGAUGUCGUCAAGGAAGGACACGACCGAGCGGACCCAUCGCAGUUCGAGCUGCUCAAAGUCCUAGGACAGGGUUCGUUCGGCAAGGUCUUCCUUGUAAAGAAGAUAGUCGGGGCUGACAGCGGUACACUCUAUGCUAUGAAAGUGCUGAAAAAAGCCACUUUAAAAGUUCGUGAUAGAAUGAGAACGAAAAUGGAGAGAAACAUCCUGGUUGACGUGAGGCACCCAUUCAUCGUCCGUUUGCAUUAUGCUUUUCAGACUGAAGGAAAACUUUACUUGAUUCUAGACUUCUUAAGAGGCGGUGAUCUUUUCUCACGAUUAUCAAAAGAGUUGAUGUUCACUGAAGAAGAUGUCAAAUUCUACCUAGCUGAGUUGGCGCUGGCGCUCAACCACUUACACAGCCUUGGUAUAAUUUACAGAGACUUGAAACCAGAAAAUAUUCUUCUUGACCAAGAUGGUCAUAUAUCAUUGACAGACUUCGGGUUAAGCAAGCAACCGAUCGAUGACCAGAAGGCUUACUCUUUCUGCGGAACCGUUGAAUACAUGGCUCCGGAGGUUGUGAACAGGAAAGGCCAUUCCUUUGCCGCAGACUGGUGGUCCUAUGGAGUCCUCAUGUUUGAGAUGUUGACCGGUGCGUUGCCAUUUCAAGGAUCUAACAGAAAGGAGACAAUGACACAGAUCUUAAAAGCGAAACUCGGCAUGCCGCCGCACCUUUCAAUGGAAGCGCAGAGCCUCCUGAGGGUCUUGUUCAAAAGAAAUCCAGCCAAUAGGCUCGGCGCAGGUCCAGAUGGAGUCAAUGAAAUUAAAAACCAUUCUUUCUUCGCGACCAUCGACUGGGACAAACUAGUCAAAAAGGCCAUACAGCCUCCAUUCAAGCCAGCCCAAAGAGCUGAUGAUGUCUUUUAUUUUGAUUCAGAAUUCACAUUGAAAUCCCCUAAAGAUUCACCCGGAGUACCUCCAAGUGCCAACGCUCAUGAGCUGUUCAGAGGGUUCAGUUUCAUCGCUCCUUGUUUGCUGGAGCCCGAGCCCAACAAUCAGAAUAGGAUCGAACCGCUCACUCGGAUGCCGUUUUCCAAACAAACCAAUAUAAACGAUGAGUAUGAACUGAGAGAAGAAAUAGGAAGAGGUAGUUACUCCGUUUGCCGCCUGGCCAUCCACAGAGUUUCUAGGUCGGAAUGCGCUAUCAAAGUGAUCGACAAAUCAAAAAGGGACUGCCAGGAAGAAGUAGACAUUUUAUUAAGAUACAGAGGUCAUCCAAAUAUAGUAACAUUAAGAGAAGUUUAUGAAGAUGAUAAUAGUGUUUAUUUGGUAAUGGAAUUGAUGAGAGGUGGAGAAUUGCUAGACAGGAUUCUCAGGCUGAAAGCGUUUUCAGAGCGAGAAGCAUCUGCGAUAAUGCAUACUGUCAUCUCGACAGUCGGUUAUCUUCACCAGCACGGGGUAGUCCAUAGAGAUUUGAAACCGAGCAAUUUAUUGUACGCUACAGAAACUGCAAACCCCGAAGCGCUCAGGCUCUGCGAUUUCGGCUUUGCAAAACAGUUACGGGCAGAAAACGGACUUCUGAUGACUCCGUGUUACACAGCAAACUUCGUCGCACCUGAAGUCCUUAAAAAACAAGGCUACGAUGCAGCCUGUGACAUUUGGUCUCUUGGCAUUCUCCUCUACACGCUUUUGGCAGGAAAAACACCCUUUGCAAAUAGCCCAACAGACACUCCAACUGAUAUUUUGCAGAGGAUAGGUGACAGCAAAAUCGACCUGGAAAGUGAAAACUGGGUCCAUAUAUCAACUGAAGCUAAGGAAUUGGUGAAAAAGAUGCUUCACGUGGACCCGGGCAAGAGGCCGACUGCGGGCGUUCUUCUGUCGGAACCGUGGCUGACUCAGAGGCAUCGACUCCCCGCCGUCAGACUCGUCUGUGUAGCUUCAGCGGAUGUCAAAGCCGCCGUCGCAGCGACCUACAAAGCAAUAGGCUUGCAAACACCUAACCUCGGUCCAGUCGUUAUGAGCGAUCUCGCUCGUCGCAGGAAAAAAUCUCGGCCCAAGUCGUCUACUCAAGUAUGAGACCAGCCACUAGAGACGACAACCAAUCAUAUCCAACCAGUGUCUCUUGUAACUUUACGCUUAACGUGACUUUGUUUGUAAAUAUUCUUGCCAAAUAUUUAUACUUUUUUUUUCUUAAUGAAUAUUCUAAAAGACGGAAAUGAAGGGGUUUUUGUACCUUUUCAUGUAUAGUUCAGUAGCUAUUCUUUAAAGGUAAAUUUUUGUAUAUUUGGUGCUACAAAGUACAAUAUUUGUCCAUUUUUAAAAGAUUUGUCAUGGAAAAUCUAUUUUCACGUAGUUAGACAAAAUAUUCUAGUUGAAAAUCCAUCUUGAAACACCUCGUUACCUCAUAGAUGUUUAAUAAAACAGAUAUAAAGUAGGAUUAAAGGUUCUUUUAUUAGAUAUGCUAUAAAAAUAAGUAAUUUAUUAUGAGUGAGUCAAUAGAAUAAUGUUCAUUGGUUAAAUAGCCAUAUCACAAAAGUUUUGAAAUCAAAAUCCAAUUGAGUUACUCAUAAAUUAGCAAAUUUAUUUCAUGCUUUUAUGCUAGACUUGAAGGCAAAUUUCGCUUACUGUCAUCGAUUAGAUUCACCAUUAUGUAAUUAAAUUUAAAAGAAUUAUUAAUUUUACGCUGGGGUUCUUUCUCGUAGGCUUAUUUGUGUGUUGUAUAUAUGUCGAUCUCAAAGGGCUUGUUGAUUACUUAACAUUUAAGUGUGCAAUAUUUUAAAAUAAUGUUAAAGUUGAAAAAAGCUGUGCACAAAAACAUUCAUGUGCUUCAUACUCUGUGCGUGUUGUACAUUUCCCUUAAAUGAGGCCUAAACGUAGUCAUUUCAUCUUUCUUUUUUUUUUCCAAAUGUUUAAUGUACAAUAUAAUUAUAAUUGUAAAGAUAUUAAAUUGUACUUGUAUAUUUAUAAGAAAAAACUAUUAUAGAGAUAAUCUAAUUUAUUGUUACUUUUAAACAAAUGAAAUGUUAUAUAAACAAUUUUAAAUAAAAUUAGUUGUUAUAAUAAUAAAUGUAAGGAACAAGAGAAAAAUGUUGAUCUAAUGAGCUGAGUUUAUUUUAUGAACUAUAUAAAAACGAAAUUUUAGCAAAAGAACAAAAUCGUCGGAGUUGUAAUAUGUGAUAAUUCAUAUUUUUUAAAAAAAGAAUCUUAAUUAAAUAAUAUUUUGAAUUAAAAUAAA
Messenger RNA from Cimex lectularius (bed bug), 4401 nucleotides. RefSeq names its product ribosomal protein S6 kinase 2 beta-like. The transcript has 18 exons. Bases 948 to 3242 code for a protein of 764 amino acids. Gene Ontology annotation, biological process: protein phosphorylation; intracellular signal transduction. The record is from RefSeq and is a predicted model, not a curated record. Gene Ontology annotation, molecular function: magnesium ion binding; ATP binding; ribosomal protein S6 kinase activity. NCBI's taxonomy places the organism in Eukaryota, Metazoa, Arthropoda, Insecta, Hemiptera, Cimicidae.